This is a messenger RNA of Volvox carteri f. nagariensis, 237 nucleotides long. RefSeq lists its product as uncharacterized. Gene Ontology annotation, cellular component: membrane. Gene Ontology annotation, biological process: electron transport coupled proton transport; mitochondrial electron transport, cytochrome c to oxygen. The transcript has a single exon. NCBI's taxonomy places the organism in Eukaryota, Viridiplantae, Chlorophyta, Chlorophyceae, Chlamydomonadales, Volvocaceae. The record is from RefSeq and is a predicted model, not a curated record. The annotation marks the transcript as partial. Gene Ontology annotation, molecular function: cytochrome-c oxidase activity; heme binding.
CCACCAUUAAGCGUUCAACACAGCGGUGCUAGCGUUGAUUUAGCUAUUUUAAGCUUACAUUUGAACGGUUUGAGUUCUAUUUUGGGCCCAGUAAAUAUGCUGGUUACUGUAGCUGGCUUGCGCGCCCCUGGAAUGUCCCUAUUGUGCAUUCCGUUAUUUGUUUGGGUUUGGGCUAGAAGCUUUACUGCAGUAUUAGUUAUUUUAUCAGUACCAGUUUUAGCCGCUACUUUAGUGAUG